CUUUCGAUGUUAACAUCGAUGUCCUGCACCUUUGCCCAGCACUAAACUGCGCGAGCGGGUGUUCAUCUUCGAGAGCUGGCAACCCUGAUUAUAACCUAUAUGUUUUGUUUAUUCUUUUGAAUUAUUACUAAUUAUUACUUUAUCAGAGAUUUAUUACAAAGUUACAGACAAUGUAAAGCAAAUUUAUAAAGAAUAAAGAGCUUUGUGGUCUUUGUGUACAAUAGCCGCCAUGAAAGUGUUGGAAAUAGUUUUAAGGAUUUUUCUUCUUAGUUUGGGAAUAACCAUGAUCUAUACCGAUCAAUGUACAGAUUUAAGAAAUAGAUUCGCCAACGCAUCUUCUGAAUUUAUUAGUUGUUCUAUUAAUUAUUCAAGACCUAUUAAAUUUUGCGAAAAUUGUGUUCAACAAUAUAUCUAUUUGCUAGAAAGUUACUCUAAUAUGUCCAAGUUCCCUGCCAAUGAUACUCCAUGUUUAAAUCACUUUAUAAAUCUAGAUCGAUUAGGCAUAGUGGAAACUUUAUUUGAAAAUAGUAAAAAUUUAUGGAGUCGAGCAAAGUGUUAUGAAUGUUUUGUCACUUCUAAUGGUGUUCCCUCAACCAAUGUUUCUGAUGAAACAUUGAAAUUUAAUGGAUAUUACAAUAAUUUUAACAAUUGCAUUACAACUAAUUCUAGUAAUAUAUGUUCAAAAUGUAUGGAGUAUUAUACAGAUCUACAAAGUUAUUAUGUCAGUAUAAGCAAUGAAAACGAGAAAAUUGGUGUUUGUAUGGACAUUGUUGAUGUGAUGAAUGAUACUUGGAUAUAUUGGGGAGUUAAAUGUUGUAAAUUCCGAAAGCACAAUGAAUAUAUUUUUAUAUGUUCUACAGUUAUGGUAUUUAUUCUGACUGUGUCUUAUUAUAUAUUAAUAAAAUUAUAUACAACCAAGAAUUCUCCAACUAUAAUACAGCAAUCGAGGUUUGCCAAAGUACUUAACAGUUUAAGUACAUAAAAUAAGUUGUGGUAACUAAAUACAAUAUGAUCGAAAAAAAAACGGCGUCAGCAAUGGCUAUGAAAUGAAGAUCGCUAUCUCGCUGAAAAUUAUAUGGGGACUGUCAUUUAUAUUCAUUUCCAAGCCACUUGGACACAGUUUUUUUUCGAUCAUACAGUAUUUAUAGUGUGUCUGUUAGGUAAAUACGUUAAAAAUGUAUAUAUACAUCUCUAUUUAUAAUAAUUAAUCUUUACAGAAAACUAGUGAUAGAAUAAAUAAUAAAAUGACUUGUGAUAUUAAAUGGUAUAUAAUAAAUACAUAUCUUAACAAUAAGAA
Messenger RNA from Sitophilus oryzae (rice weevil), 1297 nucleotides. RefSeq names its product osteopetrosis-associated transmembrane protein 1. The transcript is spliced from 6 exons. Gene Ontology annotation, cellular component: cytosol. The record is from RefSeq and is a predicted model, not a curated record. The coding region runs from base 230 to 982 and encodes 250 amino acids. NCBI's taxonomy places the organism in Eukaryota, Metazoa, Arthropoda, Insecta, Coleoptera, Curculionidae.